Microthlaspi erraticum is the source of this 1899-nucleotide messenger RNA. The record is from the annotation of a GenBank genome assembly. Lineage: Eukaryota; Viridiplantae; Streptophyta; Magnoliopsida; Brassicales; Brassicaceae.
AUGGUUGCUGCUUUAUCAGCUUGGCCUUGGGGAAACCUUGGCAAUCUCAAGUAUCUUCUCUACGCUCCAUUAGCUGCACAAGUAGUGUACUCUUGGGCAUACGAAGAAGAUAGCUCGAGAGCUCUUUGGUGUCUUCAUAUUCUCAUCAUAUGUGGCCUCAAAGGAUUCCUUCAUGUCAACUGGAGCACUUACAACACCAUGCUUUUCGCGAAUCGAACUCUAAGGAUUAACCCUAAUGGUGUCGACUUUAAGCAGAUUGAUCACGAAUGGCACUGGGACAAUUACAUACUCCUGCAAGCAAUAAUAGCGAGCAUGAUCUGCUACAUGUCUCCACCAUUGAUGAUGAUGAACAGUGUUCCUCUGUGGAACACGAAAGGUCUCGUCGCAUUAAUUGUGCUACAUGUGACUUUCUCAGAGCCUUUAUACUACUUUCUUCAUCGAUCUUUCCAUCGUAGCAACUACUUCUUCACGCAUUACCAUUCCUUCCACCACGCAUCUCCUGUUCCACAUCCCAUGACUGCUUCCAAUGCAACGUUUUUGGAAAAUCUUAUCCUCUGCGUCAUAGCCGGAGUUCCUUUGAUUGGUUCUUGCUUGUUAGGUGUUGGAUCAAUAAGCUUGAUCUACGGAUACGCUCUAAUGUUUGACUUCAUGAGGUGUUUAGGACACUGCAACGUUGAGAUCUUCUCUCACAAGCUAUUCGAGACUCUUCCUGUCUUAAGAUAUCUCAUCUACACUCCAACGUACCAUAGUCUGCAUCAUGAAGAGAUGGGGACCAACUUUUGUCUAUUUAUGCCUCUCUUUGAUGUUUUGGGCAACACACUAAACCCAAACUCGUGGGAACUCCAAAAGAAGAUUCGUGUGGGUGCAGGGGAAGAACGGAAGAGAGUGCCGGAGUUCGUGUUCUUGGCUCAUGGGGUAGAUGUGAUGUCGGCGAUGCACGCACCGUUCGUGUUCAGAUCGUUUGCUUCAAUGCCAUACACGACGAGGAUCUUCUUGCUGCCCAUGUGGCCUUUCACGUUAAUGGUCACGUUGGGAAUGUGGGCUUGGUCAAAGAACUUUCUUUUCACCUUCUACAAGCUCAGGGGCAAUCUUUGCCAGACUUGGGCAGUUCCCAGGCUUGGAUUCCAAUACUUCUUACCGUUUGCUACACAAGGCAUUAAUAAUCAUAUAGAGAGUGCGAUUCUGAGGGCUGACAAGAUUGGUGUUAAAGUUAUAAGCUUGGCUGCACUGAACAAGAACGAAGCUUUAAAUGGCGGUGGGACACUGUUUGUCAACAAGCAUCCUGACCUUAGAGUUCGUGUGGUCCAUGGGAACACUUUAACAGCUGCAGUGAUUCUCCAUGAAAUACCAAAAGACGUGAAAGAGGUUUUCUUGACAGGAGCCACUUCUAAGCUAGGAAGAGCCAUCGCUCUCCAUCUCUGUCGUCGAGGAGUGAGAGUUCUUAUGUUGACAUUAUCGAUAGAAAGGUUCCAAAAGAUUCAGAAAGAAGCUCCUGUUGAGUUCCAAAACUACCUUGUACAAGUGACCAAGUACAACGCUGCACAGAACUGCAAGACUUGGAUCGUUGGGAAAUGGUUAACGCCGAGGGAGCAGAGCUGGGCUCCUGCAGGGACGCAUUUCCAUCAGUUUGUGGUGCCACCGAUCCUCAGCUUUAGACGUAACUGCACUUAUGGUGAUCUUGCAGCUAUGAGGCUUCCUAAAGAUGUUCAAGGCCUUGGAACCUGCGAGUACACGAUGGAGAGAGGGGUGGUGCAUGCUUGCCACGCGGGAGGAGUGGUUCACAUGCUUGAAGGCUGGAAGCAUCAUGAGGUUGGAGCCAUUGACGUUGACCGUAUCGAUCUGGUGUGGGAAGCAGCCAUGAGACACGGCCUUAGCCCUGUUUCUUCACUCACAAACUGA